Molecule: messenger RNA, 1663 nt
Organism: Pimephales promelas (fathead minnow)
Lineage: Eukaryota; Metazoa; Chordata; Actinopteri; Cypriniformes; Leuciscidae
Gene: prr5l
Product: proline rich 5 like
Biological process (GO): TORC2 signaling
Cellular component (GO): TORC2 complex
Source: RefSeq, a predicted model, not a curated record
CUUCACAGCGGAGCAUCUUUCAUUCUUGACUCACACGAUGAAUACUAAGUUGACAAACGGGCUUCUUAACCCUUAAGGAGUUUUACCUUUAUGUGUAGCCUAUGGGUUUUUACACUAGGCUAGCGUGCGUUCGUCUAAGUUGCAUUAAGAGUACAAAUUUGUGAGAACUGUCGCGGAAAUUACAAUGUGGCCAAACUAACAUUCAGUUAGGACUGAGAAGAACAAGCGGCACGUGCCUGUCCUGAAGCAUGGGGUCCUUACGAAAGCCCAGACCGCGUUUCAUGAGCUCGCCUGUGCUGUCAGACCUUGCCCGCUUUCAUGCCAGCUCGCCAACAUUGCAGCUGUCCAACGCUAGCGUUUGGAACAGUGUUCAAACGGCUGUAAUUAAAGUCUUCCAAGGUGGGGGGCUGCAGACCAAUGAGCUUUACACCCUGAAUGAAAGCAUACGGUGGCUUUUGAGGACCGAGUUGGGAUCAUUCAUCACAGAGUACUUUCAGGAUCAACUCUUGAAUAAGGGUCUGAUGGAUAUUUUGGAGAAGAUUCAGCUUCAUAAUGAUGAAAAUCGGCUCCAAGCGCUGUCUGAGAUGUGGGUGAGGUUUUUCACAGAGAUCCUGCCAACUCUUCAAGCUAUUUUCUACCCCGUGCAGGGUCAGGAGUUGACUGUGAGGCAAAUGGCUCUGCUAGGCUUCAGGAACAUGGUUCUGUUGAAGCUUCCUCUGGAGAACAUGUUUCAGGGCUCCUCAUACCCUCCUCCAAUCACACAGAUGCUGCUGAUCCUGCAGGGCAUUCAUGAGCCUAACGGACCCACACAAGAGUAUUUCCGACUGGAGAGACUGGUGGACAUGGUUGUAUCUCCUUACCUGAGUAACUACCUCUACACGAGCCCUAGCGAUUCCUCUUCAGAGGAUCAUCUGGAAGGCUUGGUUAACACCCCACACCCCACUCAACCUGAGAUUAUGGUGACACACUUUGCCCACGAGUCCUUCCUAGCACCUCUAAUCGAACACGAAGGCGAAGCCUAUUUGGAAAGGACCGGCGGCGGCCGACGACACACUGUCGCCAAUGUGCAUUCGGACAUCCAGCUCCUGUCCAUGAAAAACAGGAUGUGUUCAGAAAAAGUCAAGGUCAGGACGAGCAAGAGCAAAAAGACACCUAAGAGUUUCUACAGCGAACAGGCCUUUUUUGACUCGCGACCAGGUGGCGUGGAAAUCCUUCGAGGUCAAAGCACUGCAGAGAUGAAGUGUGGCUUAACUAGUUAGAAAUCUCUCUCUCACACACACACACACACACAAAACGCCCACUGCAAUCUUCUAAAGUUAUGAUAGCUGAGACAAGCUAGAACCUGUUGCAUUUAAUACAAUAUGAAGUCUACUGCUGUUUGGCCUGUCAGUUUAGCCUUUUGUGUGGAGGUUGGUUGAAGAAGUUAACGGUUCAGCCCUUUCUUGUAAAGCACACAGAAAGUCACACUUUUUUUUCUGCUGUGGAGGUGGUAAAGAUGUGUGAAAAUAUGCCCUGGUGUGCUCAUGUUUUACAGUGGUACAGUAAAAACCAUACUCGCAUCAUAAACUUUUCUGCACUUGCUUGCAGUUCCUGUCUUCUACCCUCUCUUUCUUAAGUGAUCUCAUCUCUUUGUAGUGGAAACUAAACAUGCUGAUAUGAAAAA